UUACAGAAGCUUUGAUCCAAGAUAUUAUGAUGAUUGGCUUCUCAUUUUUUUUGAUUGGUCCUAAUUCAAGUUACUGAUAUGAUACCGUGUUUCAAAUUCUGCACAUUACAAUGAUGUUACGCUACUCGAGCUGCAGAUGUUUAUUGCAUGGAUACAAGUUUCCUCUGCGGGCUGUAUUACCGGGCCAUCAACAUGCUUCAGCUGCUUGUUCCAGUUCAUCUUCAUCAGUUAAUAACAACGUAGGAAUUUCACAUCGGCAAUCAGUGAAAUGGUAUGGAUAUGCAUUUCGAGACAGACAAGAUUCAUUCUAUUCUUUCAAUGAAUCAUUUGAGUUAUUGUAUUCCAUCUCAACCAGCACAAAUACUGCAAAGGAUGAACAAAAUGUGAUUGAAGUAUUAGAAUCUUUCUUUAAAACAUAUGGAUGGCACAGUAUCGAUGGAGUGUUGAUUGACUUGCUUCCUCAAACUUAUGAAAUGUUACUAUCGAGUUUCCCAACCGAUCACAACGCAUCUAUGACUGCAUCUGGCCAUACACAAAUAUGUGGUAGAGUAUUGAGGACUAAGUCAAGAACAAGCUUGCGAAGGCCGCAAUGGUGGACAUUUUGCACUCGAUCACGAUCAGGUCCUUGUAUUGCAACAAAUAAAGUAAUUAAGAAUCGUGGGACAUUACUGUGUAAAAGUGAACGUCACAUGGUAAAAUCGGCGGGUCAGCAUAGUAUGCAGCCCGUUUCAGGCAAAUUACGGUCUGUAGUAAAUUUUCAAUUACGGACUCUAAAAACUACUACAUGUCCGACUAUUAUUUGUGAUGUGGUGAUGUCGGCUACCACUGUAUCCUGUCAAGAGAAGGCUCAAAAACCAUUCAAGAAUGAGAGCGAUGAAUUGGUAACUUCAAAAACCAAAAUUGCAUCAGUAGACCAACUAAAGCACCUUAUUUUGAAAAAGGACGUUGCUGGCUUGCGACGGGUUUUGAAUACUGAACUUUGGCCAUCUCAUCGUCUCUUGAAAACGUUUGUUGCGGAACUUUUUGAAGUAUUCAUUGUAUGUGGAAAAGAUGCGAAAGAAGCUUUAUGGCUUAUGGACAGCUUUGCGUUAGCGAACAGUCGUGCUACACUGCCAAAUUCAGUUAUUUUACAACUAAUCACACGAAUCUUGACCGAAGAAGGAAUAAAAGCAGCAAUCAAUUGUGCUGUUUACUAUCGAAAUCUAUUACUAAUUAAGUCACCCCCCGAUGAUUUAUUUGCCGAUCGUUCCAUAGCUGUUGCUGAGAACCUUUUUACUGAAGCUUUCAAAAAAAAUGACUUGACGGGAAUUCAGGAUUUGUGCGAUAUAUUGAUUGACUUAGGCUUUCUUCGCAACUCUUCGACUUAUUUACGUGCCGUUGUUAAAUCCUAUCUGCGAAGUGGUGGUUUUGAUACAGCUUUCAAUAUGUGGUAUAAAAAUGCUCAGAAAUAUCGUAUUGCUGCGGGUUGUGAUCUUCUUAUACGGCAUACAAUUUUGGAAAAAAAUCUGAAAGAUGUAUUGCAAGAGAAAAGACUUCGAAAUAUUUUGGAAAAACUCAAUGAAUUUGGAGCAUUUCAUGAUGGCCUUGCUGAACUUGUUGUGGAGCUUUUAAAGGCGAAUAUGGUCUGCGAGGCGGAACUAAUAUUCAAAAGGUUGAAAAUAUCUGGACACCAUUUCAAACGGCCGAUCUUCCGCAUGCAGAGUAACCUGGACAAUUUGCCUUAUGUUGAACAUUUUGCGAUUGUUUUGUUGGCUACUUUACUAGAAGAAAGCAGAUCUCGAAACACUCGAAAAUAUUCGCGACAAAAAUUGUCAGAAGGAGGGUUAAUGAAGAAUUUUCAAGAAUCAACUCGCAAAAAUUACAUCCGAUCAUUGUUAACGAUUUGGCAGCCACACUAUAACCGAAGACAAGAAGUAGACAUAAAGAAGUUUAGGGCUGAUGUCGAGCAACUUCGAGGACUCAUAUAUGUGACCGAAAAUGUGUGGUUUGAGAUAGCAAGUGAAGCUGACGAUAUGGAAUCUUUAAAACGUUUACGGAACUGGAUUGCAAAGUAUAGGAGUAGCGAAUUCAGCAGUGUGAGGAAGAGACUGGAAAAUUUCUUCACAACAAAAGAAAUUACGAUGCCAAAUAAUGAUGGACGGGGAUCGUUGAUAAAGGAUCAAUGAUAUAACUUCGCGUUUCAACCUCUGACAUUUUCAAUUUUUUUCCCUUCUUGAAGAUUCAGCAAUAUUUGAACCUAACAACAAAGCUGAGCAAUUCGAAUGUUCCGGAUUCUCUUCUUAUUUUCUUAUAUCUGUAGUUUCCAUGUCUUGAGGUUUUUUUUUGAUGUGAUAUUGGUAGUGUUGGUUUUUUUUGUCAUUUUCUGAAAGUGCUAAAGUUUCCCAUUACAUUUCGCUGUUAUUUGAACAGGCUUACAUUGUUAGAAUUCUUUUUACAGUGACUUUUUUUUUCUUUUCGGUCGUUUCUUCAGGUUUAUAGUUCUUUGUUAUUUCUUGGAUGAUCACGGUUUCAUCAACAGCUUUAAUAAGAGGAAUUUUGUGAACAGUUCUUUUGGCAGUGAUUCAAUAAAGUCAGC
This is a messenger RNA of Loa loa (African eye worm), 2575 nucleotides long. RefSeq lists its product as hypothetical. The coding region runs from base 111 to 2165 and encodes 684 amino acids. NCBI's taxonomy places the organism in Eukaryota, Metazoa, Nematoda, Chromadorea, Rhabditida, Onchocercidae. The transcript has 17 exons. The record is from RefSeq and is a predicted model, not a curated record.